CACCGGCCACAAAUACACCGGGCACGGGGUCGCACCGUCGCAGGCCUCGCCAACGCCAACAGCACCCCACCCUCUCUCUCUAAAGGAAAUUGCCAGCGACUUCAUGUGAAGCUUGGAAAGAGAGAAGGAUAGAGCGGCCGGGGGAUCGAGAUCCCGUCGGUGGGCAGAGGUUGCGAAGCGUGUGAUUAUCUUCUCUGGAUAAUUCUUGAUUUCGGUUUCGAAGCUUCUGGUACAGUGGUGAGUUGAGUAGCUCCUAGGGUUACUCCCGAUUUCAGCUUCAAGGGGGGAAGGCAUAUGGGAUUCGAUUUCGUGGACGUUGGUGGAAUAGAUUGAGAUGAAAUGCAUGCUACGGUCCGGCAUUGUUAUUAUCAAGACCAAAGAUGGCAAUUUGGAGGGCGGAAACAGCUAUUUAUGCGUUUCUUAUGGUCUUCUGCUGCUGUUAUUGCCUCAAGAAGACUCGAUUAGGUUUUGAUCAUGACCAGGGCGGUACGCAGGAAUUUUCUCAAAGAUGAGAGCAGUGCAAUCCGUAAUCAUCUCAAGGAUGAGUAUGGUGCCAUCAGCGACCAUCUCUGCAACCACGUGCACCUGACCAAUUGCAUCCACUUGAAGAGCCACAUGCACCGCCACAGCCCCAACCCGGCCGAGAGGUCCCUCAUGAGGGAUCUCAUUGUCCUUCAGAAGUCCAGAUCCCUUAGAGAUCCCUCCACCAGUCCUCCAUCAUGGCUUUCCCCUUACAUCGGGGGCAGCUGCGCUAAGAGACCGGCAAAGGAUGGUGCGGUGCAUGGUGGAGGGAGUUCUCUAGGUGUUGAUGGGCGAAGGGAAGUGGGACGGUUGUUCACAAGCUCACCAUGGGCUGCAGGUGUUGCAACAUCAAGAGUUGCUGCUGCAGGUUCAAGCAGCGAUCACAAACUUGAGGGCAGAGAUAUAGAUGCUGAAAUGAAUAAAGGGGAAGAGCACAGCAGAAAGAGUCGAAGGAGUAAUAUUUCGCAUGGAAGGAGCGAUCCUCCUGAAGACUUACCCCAAAAGGUGGAGGCAAAGGACAAUAGGAUUUCCCAGAGGGGUACCCGUGGACAGGGUGCCCGUCUCAAGACUCUCUCAGAGCAAUUGGAGGAGGUUGCGGGUCUUACAGACAAUGAGAGGAGGAAUCCUUCUCAUUUAUGUCAGCAUGGGAGGCACACAGGCGAAGAGAAGAUCCGUAAGGAGCCAGAAGCAAGCAGUUAUGGCCAUUCUAAUAGGUUGAACAGGGGCAGGAAGCGUAGGUUUAAAGGUGGGAGGAGGGCUUGUGGUUCUACUGAUUCUAGAAGUUUAGGAGCUCACAAUAAUAUGUCUACUGAUUCGAAAUCGUUAGCUCAAGUUUCAGUGAAUCGGAAGUUUUACAUGGGGGAAGGAUCAGAAGAGGAUGCUGAGCUAGAAUUUGCGCAGGUGCCAAGACAUGUAUGUGGGAUUCCAUGGAAUUGGUCAAGGAUUCACCAUAGAGGCAAAACAUUUCUAGAUUUGGCAGGAAGGAGUUUGUCCUGUGGGCUAUCUGAUUCAAGGCUGAGAAAAGCUGAAGGCUCUGUUGGCCAGAGCCAAGGGAAUACUUCAAACAUGCCUCAAAUUGCAUCUGAUCAUUUAAGUUCGUCGACAGGCUCUGAUUCAGAGGCACUACCAUUACUUGUCGAAGCAUCAGGAUCGCAGCAUAGUGGUGCCAAUCCUCCUUAUUUGGCGCGGGAUUAUGCAGGAAAACUUGGAAAUUUUUCCAAUCACAGCUUAAGAGAUGAAGACUCCGACCUUGCAUCUGAAGCAAAGGCAGGUAAUCAGCAGAAAUCUAGAGGGUGCUGCCAUGGUAGGCAUCGAAGCCUGACCCAGAAAUACAUGCCAAAAACCUUCAAAGAUCUUGUGGGGCAAAACUUAGUUGUGCAAGCUCUUUCAAAUGCUGUUUUAAGGAAGAAAGUUGGGUUGAUUUAUGUCUUCUAUGGACCUCAUGGAACAGGGAAGACAUCUUGUGCUCGUGUAUUUGCUAAAGCUUUGAACUGCCAAUCUGUGGAGAAUCUGAAACCUUGUGAUUUCUGUGCUUCCUGCAUCUCACAUAAUUUGGGUAAGAGUCGAAAUGUGGUGGAAGUGGGGUCAGUCAGUAAUUUUGACUGUGAGAGCAUAAUGGAUGUUCUUGACAACAUAACACUAUCACCAUCAUCAUCACAGUAUAGAGUGUUCAUUCUUGAUGACUGUGAUACGUUGCCCCCUAAUUCAUGGGGUGUCAUCUCGAAGAUCAUUGACCGAGCACCCAGGCAUGUGGUCUAUAUCUUUGUCAGUUCGAAUCUUGACCAUUUGCCUCAUAUAAUCAUUUCCCGAUGCCAGAAGUUCUUUUUUCCAAAACUGAAAGACUCCGAUGUCAUCUCUACCUUGCAGUGGAUUUCAACCAGUGAAGGCUUAGAAAUUGAGAAGGAUGCUUUGAAACUAAUAGCAUCACGAUCAAAUGGAUCAUUAAGAGAUGCUGAGAUGACCCUUGAUCAGCUGAGUUUGCUUGGGCAAAGAAUUUCUCUACCUCUUGUUCAGGAGCUUGUUGGUUUGGUGUCUGAUGAAAAAUUGGUGGAUCUGCUUGAUUUGGCAUUGUCUGCUGACACUGUGAAUACUGUGAAGAGCUUAAGAGAGAUAAUGGAAACUGGAGCGGAGCCUCUAGCAUUAAUGUCACAACUUGCUACAAUUAUUACUGAUAUCCUUGCAGGUAGCUAUGUAUUCACACAAGAAAGACUACGCAGAAAGUUUUUUCGCCAACCAACCUUACCCAAGGAAGAUAUGGAAAAAUUGCGUCAGGCUCUGAAAACACUAUCUGAAGCUGAAAAACAGCUGAGGGUGUCAAAUGACAAAUUGACAUGGCUUACAGCUGCUCUGCUUCAACUUGCUCCAGAUCAACAAUAUAUGUUGCCAAGUUCUGCAGAUGCCAGUCUCAAAAAUAGCCCAUUGGUGCUAAACAACUACAGCAACAGAUAUAAACCUAGGAAUUUUUGUAAUGAGCAGGAUGAGAUGCAUAUUUGUGAUAGGAACUUGUCAAGAGGAACUGCAAUUGGAAGUCAUGGCAGCAUAGGUGGUAAUGAUGUAGUUCGUGCUAAUGGUAAGAUGAUCGAUAAUCAUCUCAGUGGAACAGGACAUGGUGAGCACACUCCAUGCUGUCUUAUGCGAUCAAGUGGAGCUUCUAAAGAAGGUAAAGGAUAUAAUUAUGGCAAAACCAACAAGGAUAAUGAAAAGAUCUGGCGAGCGGUACUUGAGAGUAUUCAAUCAAGCAUGCUAAGGCAAUUUUUAUCUCAAGAAGGAAGGCUCAAUUCAGUCAGCCUUGGUGCUGCCCCAACUGUGCAAUUGUUGUUCAGCUCUCAAGUAAACAAAUCCAAAGCUGAGAAGUUCAGAGGACAGAUUUUACAAGCAUUUGAAUCCGUACUUUCUUCUGCGGUAAAACUUGAAAUCAGAUGUGAAUCUAGGAAAGAUGUGAAAUCAGAUGUCAAAAAUCCACAUGUUUUGCCUGCUUCUGAGAAUUAUCAUAUGACAAUGCGGCAAUCUAUCAUCAAUCGAAAUUCACUUUAUCCAGGAUCUGAAAAACUUUUAAGAAGGCUGCUUCCAAAAGAAAAUGGUGUCAAAGGGAUUGGCUCCAGUCAAGCUAGAUGGUUGCACUGUGAUCCCCAUGUAAUGGCAGGAGGUGAAAUCAUUGAAACAGGAGCUUCACCUCUAGGGCAUGGGAACGUUGAAUUAACUAAUAACAGUAUAGGACCUAGGGAGGGACUUGAAGGUGCAUGGGUUGAAGAAGCUUCAUCAUUGCAGCACCAAGGUAACUUGGUUCCUCAUAGUAGGGAAAGUGAUGGACAAUAUCGGAGACAAAGCUUGGUUAGAGGAAAAGUAUCCCUUGCACAUGUCAUUCAACAAGCUGAAGGUUGUUCACAGCAAGGUGGAUGGUCUAGACGCAAAGUAAUAUCGAUUGCUGAAAAGCUUGAACAAGAAAACAUG
Messenger RNA from Elaeis guineensis (African oil palm), 3972 nucleotides. The record is from RefSeq and is a predicted model, not a curated record. Lineage: Eukaryota; Viridiplantae; Streptophyta; Magnoliopsida; Arecales; Arecaceae.